This is a messenger RNA of Stegastes partitus (bicolor damselfish), 4716 nucleotides long. RefSeq names its product Ets2 repressor factor (gene erf). Gene Ontology annotation, cellular component: nucleus. Gene Ontology annotation, biological process: cell differentiation; regulation of transcription by RNA polymerase II. Bases 711 to 2621 code for a protein of 636 amino acids. The record is from RefSeq and is a predicted model, not a curated record. Gene Ontology annotation, molecular function: DNA-binding transcription factor activity, RNA polymerase II-specific; sequence-specific DNA binding. The transcript is spliced from 5 exons. NCBI's taxonomy places the organism in Eukaryota, Metazoa, Chordata, Actinopteri, Pomacentridae.
GGCAGGAGGAGAGCGAAACACGACACCCCGGCGGAGGAAGAGGGGGGCCGAGAGAACACGAAGUGACUGAGUGAGUGGAAAAAGAAAAAGUGCGAGCCGGAGACGGAGCAGGGACGGAGAAAGAACCCAGUUCGGUUCCUUUGUGCGGCGCCGCUGCUGCUGCUGUUGUUGUUGUGACUGUCGGCGAAAGAAGAAGAAGAAGAAGAAGAAGAAAAAAAAAGGAAGAAGAUGAGGACGAAGACGUGCUGGAGGAAUCGACCGUGCGACACCGUUACAACGCGCCGGACGACCGUGUAGACUCGUCGCAUUCCGUCGCUCCGGCACCGACCAACGGCAGCGCGACUCCUCCAAACUUUGACCUGCGCCAUUCAGACCCGGCCGCCUGGAUUUCCCCCCUCAACAGGCUUCGGGGCAACUUUUCCCAGCAGCAAGUUUAACGAAAAAUACAAACACCGCAGGAAGGAAAAGAAAAAAAAAAGUUUGUGACACGAUAACCAAACUAAACUAACUCCGAGCGAAGUUAGCGGCCGCUUUUGAACUCCUAAAACCGGGGCAGGUUGUUUCCAACGAGCCGCUGCUGAGAACAACACCGGAGGAAGGAGUGGGGUGUCGCUAGCUCGCUCGGCGGCUAAAAGCUAGCUAACUACCGUCUAAAGUUACGAGUCGACGGGAAAAGUGACCGAAGCGGAGCACCGAAGACGGCAACAAAGAUGAAAACCCCGGCGGACACGGGGUUUGCUUUCCCAGAAUGGGCCUACAAGCCGGAGUCCAGCCCCGGAUCCAGGCAGAUCCAGCUGUGGCACUUCAUCCUGGAGCUGCUGAGGAAAGAGGAGUACCACGACGUCAUCGCCUGGCAGGGAGACUAUGGAGAGUUCGUCAUCAAGGACCCGGACGAGGUGGCUCGGCUGUGGGGGGCCAGGAAGUGUAAACCUCAGAUGAACUACGACAAGCUCAGCCGAGCUCUCAGAUACUACUACAACAAGAGGAUUCUUCACAAGACCAAAGGGAAAAGGUUCACCUACAAGUUCAACUUUAACAAACUAGUGCUGGUCAACUACCCCUUCAUCGACAUGGGCUCUGGUCGAGGAGUCCCCCAGAGCGCCCCUCCUGUGCCAACUGGAGGCACCCACUUCCGUUUCCCUCCUUCCACCCCAUCAGAGGUCCUGUCGUCCAGCGAGGAGCUGCGCAGCCCGGGCAUGUUCAGCAGCGUCGCCCGCCGCAUGGCCCGCGGCUCCGUAAGCGACUGCAGCGACGGCACCUCCACCAACUCUGAGCUGGAGGAGGCCGUGGGUGCCGAGGACAGGGCUGUGGGGCCGGAGAGGGCCUUCAGGGGUCUCCUUCCUCCCCGCCUGCCUCAUGAUUCUCUGUUCAGGGUCUACGGAGGGGGCCCAAACCCAGCAGGGCUCCCCAGACCUGCACCCAGGGUCCACCCAGAGCCUCUGUCCCCGUUCCCAGUCUCACCCCUGCCUGGCCCCGGAGGUCUGCUGGCUCCAACUCUGUCCCCUGCCCUGUCUAUGACCCCCACUCCACACCUGCCCUAUACCCCGUCCCCCUCUCUGUCGUCCCCCAUGGUGGGCUCCCACUUCUCCUUCAACCCGGAGGACAUGAAGCAUUACCUGCAGGCCCACACCCAGUCAGUCUUCAACUACCACCUCAGCCCCCGAGCCUUCCUCCACUACCCCAACAUCGUCAUUCCCCAGCCCCACCGCCCCACCCCCGAGAAACCGGCCGCCCAUCACCUCCACGGCCCGCCCAUGCCGCUCGCUCAUUCGCUGAGUCAGCAGCCAGGAGGCGGCGAGGACGGGCACCAGCACCCAUCACAGUUCAAGUUCAAGCUGCAGCCACCGCCACUCGGCCGCAAACAGAGGGAAGCAGGGAGCUCAUUGGCUACUUCCUCUUCUUCCUCUUCCUCCAGCCAGUCCUCCUCGUUCACAGUAUCUGGUCAGCUAAGCAGUUCUAUCCUCGCUGGGGGGCCUCCGAAGAUCAAGGUGGAACCCAUCUCAGACAUUGAAUCUGAAGAAGAGGUGGAGGUGACUGAUAUCAGCGAGGAAGAUGAGCUGAAUCACAACAACGAGGAUGACGAAGGCGACAUCUUCACCCCGACAGCUCGCCACCGUCAUCACCAGCUCAACAACCACCACCAGGCCAACGGAAACAGCAGCAGCCCCUCUGCUCCUCUUCCUCCUCUCCCCGACGACGACGAUGACGAGGAGGUCUUCAAGACUCCAGCCACUCCUCCGCCGGGCAGCGGAGGCCUGGCCUUCCCUCUGAUCGGUCUGAAGAGCGAGCCGGGCCAGCCGUCUCCCAUCAGCCCCGGAGGCACUCGCUGCAUCCCGCUCAAGCUUCGUUUCAAACGCCGCUGGAGCGAAGACCAGAAGAUGGAGGCGGACGGGGAGAGGGACGAGGCAGAGGACAAGAAAGUGAGGGCCGAAGGAGAGGAGGAGGUGGAGGGGAAGAGGGAGGAGGCUGGGAGGAGAGAGGGUGAGGUAGAGAAUGGAGGAGGGAGAGGUGGGGGAGUUAUUCUGGGGCUGAUGCUGCCACCAGCUCCCACCCAGCGCAGAGCGAGCUCAGAGCUGCAGAGGGCCACGGCACAGCUGUCUCUGGAAAACACCGGCUGCUGAGCUUCAUGCACCAAACACACAGGGGAUCUCACUUAGACACAAACACUCUUCUGGAAGCCUGUCAACAAGUUCAGUAGCUUUGGAUCGACCAUAAAGUCUUGUCAGUUCUUGCCGGCAGGGAGUUUUUUAAAGCUAAAAACUGCAACGUUACCACAUAGAAACACUUUUAUUUUGUCUUUCAGCGUAAAUCUGAACAUGUACAUCUGUCAUAUGCAGGAACUGUUUUUGUGCAAUAAUUAAAGGAGUUAUUGGCACCUUGAACCGACCCCACAGCUCCUUAAAUUACCAGAAACAUCAUCUUUUCCUGCAUAUGAGACAUCUACAUGUUUACAUCAGAAUGAAGGACAAAAUAACAGUGAACAGAUUAUCUUUCAGGUUUUGUUGCAGUUUUUGCGUCAACAUGAUUGGUCAGUACUGUCGGCAAGUAGCUGCAAGAAGUUAUGAUGAGACGUAGAUGUUCCUGUGUUGCCUCUAAUGUACAGUAGGACGGUGCGUGUCCACCUAAGUGUUUAUUCCUGCGGCCUGCGUGUUUUUUCAGUUUUUACAAUGAGAUGCGGUAAAGGCUUUACGAAAUGCCGAGCGUUUUUUCUGAUUGCCAAUAGUUGAAAAGUAUUUGCUCAUCUUUGCUCAUCACUUUUUACCCAGUGGAGGAAAGACAGGACCAGAACCACACAAACCAAUCGUCACAUCCUACAACAGCUAAAAUACAGUAGAGGAGAAGUUAAUACUGCUGCUGUCUGAGUAUCCACAUCUGCACCAUGUAACAUCCUCCAACAACCACAAUAUUUACAUGAAAAAUAACACUCAACAUGCUGCAAAGUUUGUUUUUCUGGAUACACCUGCAGCACAUCUACAGCGUAGGGCGAGCUCACUGACUGUUGUGAAUUCAGUUUUCAAAUGCAGCAAGUUUCUGUCAUAUUUGUAAGUCGACAGACUUCAGUAGAUUUUAUAAAGGAGGAAGUUACUCAGCAACCAACGGCUGGUCCUGUAAAAUAAGCACCGUCAAGGUGAUCAAGACCCAAAAUGAAGCCUCCAUUUGGUACAGGUAGUGAUUUCCUGGAUACUGGUAUCAGCUCAUCGUGACUUGUUUCUGAGUAAAGGUCCAGGUUUACUUGACGCAAAAACUACAAAUAGUCGGCUGGUUUAGUUUUACAUUUGCGGCGCACCACUCGCAUGCAGCUCUCACACUUAGUUCAGCCAGUUUAUUUGUUUUAGUGACGCAGCAGCUGCUCUACGAACACUCCACAUAUGUUGCGUGUGCAGCGUAAAGCUUAGAAGAGCAUUUUUGUAGUUGAUUGGUACUUGCAUCACAUUACAUCUGCAAAUAUUCAGCGUCAGAGCAACUGAACCGUCUCAGCUGAGAAAACUCUGAGCCUCCAACUGGAAGCAUUCAACUCGAUCAGCAGGCAAAGAAAAAAAAAAACACUUUGGUGGACACUCGGCCUCAGUCAAGACACCUUUGUGCCCCUGUUAUCUUAUCAAUCACAGCAGACAGAGAGUCUUUGCUGUGACUUAAACACUACGAGAUAGCCGAGCUCAGUUUGUACAUUGAUUCAAUUUCUGCCCGAUUUGUUUAUUUUUAACAUUCGAGCCCCACGGAGAGGGAGUCUGCUCUUACUAUCCGUUAGGAACUACACACUGCCUUUUCUAAGCCUCCUCGCCCUCCUAGUGCCAGUUAUGCCAGUAACUCUGCCAUCCAUCGCCUCACAUCAUCACACACGUGCCCAGAUUAUCAUCAUCUUUAAUGGCAUUCAGUGGGUCUAACUUGUUUGUCUGGAGCAGCGAAGCUAAUUUGCAUCCUCCUCUAAAGAGUACAAAGGCGGCCUGAAUUGUACAAAAGUAGAUAGAAAGAGUUUUAAUGAAUUUCUCACUCAUCUCCGGCUCACUUAAGGGUGGUGAGCGCUCCUCCUCAUCUCCCCCUCGCUUCUUUUUCCUCCUCCUUUGUACUCACCAUAAGAGACAGACAAAUCCUGAUGUUACUAAGAAGACUUAACAGCCCUGAUAGAGAUUAUAGAAGUGCCUCUCUGUCUGCACCCAUCACCAUGCAGUCGUUUACAAGAUGGAGGGCAGUGAGCAAAAAAAAAAAAAAAAAAAA